Molecule: messenger RNA, 660 nt
Organism: Vitis riparia (riverbank grape)
Lineage: Eukaryota; Viridiplantae; Streptophyta; Magnoliopsida; Vitales; Vitaceae
Product: putative glycine-rich cell wall structural protein 1
Exons: 1
Coding region: 51-503 (150 amino acids)
Source: RefSeq, a predicted model, not a curated record
UGAUCAACAACAUAUAUAGUAGAUUAGAACUCACAUCUUUAACUCAUUCGAUGGCCGGUUUGAGGUCUUUAGCUCUCGUUGCAUUGCUUAUUUCAAGCUUUGUUGUUCUUUCGCAGAGCCGAGUGGCAAGAAAGGACCUGGGUGUGGAUCUGGGUGGGGUGGGAGUUGGCGCAGGCCUUGGAUUAGGAGGGAGUGGUUCAGGCUCCGGCUCGGGCUCGGGCUCUGGGUCUAGUUCUGGGGCAGGUUCAGCUUCUUCAUCAGGUUCAGGUUCAAGCUCAGAAGCAGGCUCAUACGCUGGAUCAUAUGCAGGUUCCAGGGCUGGGUCAGGAUCAGGCUCUGGGUCAGGCCAAGGGCAUGGUCAAGGUUCAGGUUCUGGCUCUGGAUCUGGUUCUGGUCAUGGUGAGGGAUAUGGGGAGGGCUCUGGCCAAGGAAGCGGCUCUGGUGAAGGAUCAGGCCAUGGCGAGGGUUAUGGCUAUGGUGAAGGCUCGGGACAAGGAAAUUAAAUGAUCAAAACCAAGGAGAGAACAAUAGAAGAAUAAAUGUUGGGAAGAAAUAAGUGGAUGAGACCUAUGUUUAUGUGACAUCUUUAUUAAUAGAGCAUGUUCUAUGCAAUAUGUAUUGACAUCUUGAAUAUAUAUUACCCAUAUUCUUAGAUAUUAA